AUGGCUGCAAAUGAAGUAGAAGCGAAGCGGAGUGAUUUGGAAUAUCGUAUAAUGAAUUUAGAUUUUGAUGCUAAAAAAUUUACCGAAUUGGAAGAUUUACAAAUUACUGGCAGAUUACAAGAAGUUGGCCGAAUUGUUGCUAAACAUUUGAAUAAUGAGCAUUUGAUGCAGUACAUAACACGAUUCCGGAAACAGCAGAAUCGUUUGAAUGCAGCAACAAUAGCUAUCGAAGAAAAUCAAUUGAAAAAAUUACGAAAUUUACUUGACAGUUUAAGCUUAAUUCAUAUUGCAGUAUGUAAUGAGCGUCAUGAAAUUGUUGAAUACCUUGCAAAUGUUUUCCCAAAAAGCAUCGAUAUUUUAGACGUGAAUGGUCGAGCAGCAAUACAUUAUGCAGCAACUCAAAAAAAUGCAAUUUAUGAUACAUUGGUCGAUUGUGGGGCGGAUAGCUCACUUGCUGAUGGAAUUGGUAUAACAGCUGCACAAUAUCGUGAAGAUCCUAGUGCUAUAAUACCAUCACCAUUAAUAACAUCGAAAAGUGCUGAUUUGAUUUUUAAACGUUAUUCGCUCACUGAAAAUCUAUAUGAUCCUGGUAGAAAAAUCAAUUGA
Molecule: messenger RNA, 606 nt
Organism: Acanthocheilonema viteae
Lineage: Eukaryota; Metazoa; Nematoda; Chromadorea; Rhabditida; Onchocercidae
Source: the annotation of a GenBank genome assembly